Molecule: messenger RNA, 1616 nt
Organism: Acanthisitta chloris (rifleman)
Lineage: Eukaryota; Metazoa; Chordata; Aves; Passeriformes; Acanthisittidae
Gene: NUP50
Product: nucleoporin 50kDa
Exons: 7
Coding region: 1-1407 (468 amino acids)
Biological process (GO): protein import into nucleus
Cellular component (GO): nuclear pore
Source: RefSeq, a predicted model, not a curated record
AUGGCAAAGAGAAUUGCAGAGAAGGAGCUGACUGACAGAAACUGGGAUCAGGAGGAUGAAGCUGAGGAGGUGGGAACAUUCUCGGUGGCGAGCGAAGAGGUCCUGAAGAACAGAGCUAUCAAAAAAGCAAAGCGCCGAAACGUCGGUUCGGAGUCUGAAAGUGGAGGAGCUUUUAAAGGGUUUAAAGGCUUUAUGUUGCCUUCUGGAAAAGGAGGAGGUGGCUUCAGUGGAUUUGGCAAUGGUGCAGGAAUAAAGCCUUUGGAAGGGUUGUCUAAUGGAAGCAGUAGUGUCUCUAGCACUCCUCCCUUCAGCAGUUUGAAGACCACCUCUGAAACACCAUCAGCAUUUGGGUCCCCGAUGUCAAAUGGUCCCACUGCCACUGCGUUUGCUGAGAAGAAGGCCGCGAGCCCAAAAGCCAACGGUGGCAACCAGCCCUCGUCGUCGGGCUAUGCCUCGAGCCCAGGGUGUGGCUCUGGAGCCUACCACAAGCAGCUGGCUGCCCUCAACUGCUCCGUGCGAGACUGGAUAGUGAAGCACGUGAACAGCAACCCCCUCUGCGACCUGACCCCCAUCUUCAGGGACUACGAGAAGUACCUGGCGAGCAUUGAGCAGCAGCACGGAGGCAGCAGUGACAGUGCUGAAAGUGAAAGCAGCAAGACGCCUGGCCCUCGGGCUGUUUCUGCCUUUGGGAGUUCAAAGCUGCAGCAGGGCUCAGCGUUUUUGUUUAACAACAAACCUGAGGAUGCCUCGGACAAAAAACCUGAAGCUGCAUCAGAGAAAAAAGACCCAUCGUUAGGAGCUGCACCAACUGUCUCGUUUAAUUUUGGCAAGAGUGUUGACAGUUCUGUUUUGGGUUCCCUUGGUUCAGGAACACUUAGUAGUUUCUCCUUUUCUCCUGGGAAUUCAGGCUUGUUUGGAAAAGAUGCAAACCAGGCAAAGUCUGUCACUGCAGUAUCCACCAAUUUGUUGGAAGCUCCGGCAGAAAGUGGCAGUGGUGACGACAAAGGAGGAGAAGAGGAGGAAGAAGAGCCACCAAAAGUCAUUGUUAAUGAAAUAAAAGAGGAUGAUGCUUUCUACUCUAAGAAGUGCAAACUGUUCUAUAAAAAGGAUAAUGAAUUUAAAGAAAAAGGGGUAGGAACAUUACACUUAAAACCAGCAGGAAAUGAAAAAACUCAACUCCUAGUCCGAGCAGAUACCAAUUUAGGAAAUAUACUGUUGAAUGUUCUAAUUCCACCUAAGAUGCCAUGCACAAGAACCGGAAAAAACAACGUUCUUAUAGUUUGUGUUCCUAAUCCACCGAUCGACGAGAAGAAUCCAACUGUUCCUGUCACUAUGUUAAUAAGGGUGAAAACAAGUGAGGAUGCAGAUGAGUUGCACAAAAUCCUACUGGAGAAAAAGGAGGCUUAAAUAAGUUGCAGUCAGUGAUUUGAAGAAUUAUUGCCAAACUGCUGCUGCUCUUUUUUUUUUUCUUCCCUAACUUCACUUGAACAUUUAACUCUUUACUCUGAUAUUAAGAACUGUUAUAGGAAUUCUGGAAAAGUUAUGUGAGGAAAAGCUAAACUAGCUAAUAAAAGCUUUAAUAGAAUACAAGUGUUGGACUGUGCUCCCUCAUUUUU